AUGUCCUCUGAUAUCUCUCAUGCCCAUCCACAAGCCCUCAUCUUCGAUUUGAUGGGCACUUGUACCGACUGGAUGACCUCCAUCUGCACCGCCCUGUCCCAGUCCCCGUCCCUCGGCCCAUGCCUGGCAGCGAAACAUGCACAAUUCGCCGCGGAUUGGCGCGGAGGGUUCUUCGAUGAGAUUCACGCUCGGUUCCGAUCGGGUGGGGGCUCGGAGGAUAUCGAUGUCACCCAUCGUCGUGUUCUGGAUCGUCUUUUGCAACAAUAUGGGAUUGAUGAUGCCCUCGUAGAUGAGACGGAGAGGGUAGCUAAAUGCACCAGGGUCGUCCUCGCCAAUGGGACUACGCGACUGCAGCUCGAUAUCAUCCGAUCGUCUGGCCUCCCUUUCCAUACCUUAUUCUCUUCGCAGCUUCUAGGGCUCACCAAGCCGGAUCCCGCCGUUUAUCGCAAGGCCCUGGAACUUUUACAACUCUCCCCGCACGAGGCCGCUAUGGUCGCUGCACAUGCCUACGACUUACGAGCAGCAAAGCAAGUGCAUGUUUCCUUCCCAAGGCUCUCUAGUGGCAAUUGUGCGGUCAAAAUGCCCACCGAUUCGUCUUUGCACCAGUACACCUUCUCCAACUGGGGACCGUUGACCACGACCUUUACGCCGCCCGCCUCGUGCACAGGAUACGUCGGACUCGCUCGCACGCAGCAUCCUGCCUCCAUUCAGUGGCUCACCGAUUGCGCCUCUCUCAACACCAAGCAAUGUACGCCCUCGUCGACGGUCGCGAGCUCACCAACGGGCUCUUCGGUCGCCUGGGAUAAUCCGUUGUACGGAUUCCAAGUGCCGUACUACUCACCGGGGAUCUACUGUCCCUCGGGAUGGGCCACGGUCGGCGUGGCCGGACGCGACGGCGACAGCAAACCGAGCCUUUCUGGCAUUUUCACCGGCGGUGCAAACCGGCCGACUGCGGCGAACCUGCCCAUUUUUCACCGAGCGUCGGACGUCUUGGUGCAGCUGCUCGAUCCCAGCGAAACGGCCGUUGUAUGUUGCCCCAGCUCAAUGACCCUCACCACCGACGGCGGCUGCCAUUCCACUCUGCCGGCACAUAGCGUCACGUCGGGUUGUCAACGGCAGUUUCCCAUGGAAGUCCUGACUGAAGUCAACGCCACCUUCACGCAGGGUGACUUCACGGUGACGGGCCUGGCAUGGUCGAUCAACGCGACCUCGCCGAUCACCUCGACGGCGCGAACGACGAUCGCGACCGGCGAUAGUUCGCUCUACGUGGGGGUCAGCGUAGUGGCUCCGCUCACGUUAGUGCACCAGCCCACAGAUACAAAGACCGGCGGCGCGGGGGCGGAGCCGACGCUGGAGACGGAGGAAACGUCUUCUAACGCGGCACCGGGAUCGAGACCCGAGAUGACCAGUCAGGGAGGAAUCAGCGGACUGUUGGGGAUUUGGACGGCGGCGAUGUUUGUGGGCGCGGCGAUGGUGCUGCUAUAG
Messenger RNA from Aspergillus affinis, 1485 nucleotides. Its product is annotated as haloacid dehalogenase. The coding region runs from base 1 to 1485 and encodes 494 amino acids. The record is from RefSeq and is a predicted model, not a curated record. Lineage: Eukaryota; Fungi; Ascomycota; Eurotiomycetes; Eurotiales; Aspergillaceae. The transcript is spliced from 5 exons.